Molecule: messenger RNA, 3216 nt
Organism: Ostrea edulis (European flat oyster)
Lineage: Eukaryota; Metazoa; Mollusca; Bivalvia; Ostreida; Ostreidae
Product: receptor-type tyrosine-protein phosphatase alpha-like
Exons: 18
Coding region: 186-2036 (616 amino acids)
Biological process (GO): protein dephosphorylation
Molecular function (GO): protein tyrosine phosphatase activity
Source: RefSeq, a predicted model, not a curated record
GUUCUGAUUUUCUUUCUGCUGAUGACCUUUCAUCGGACACAUUGACAGUAGGUGGCGCUGUCGGUGGAUGUUCCGUUGUGAUUGUCCUAGCUGUGUUGGCUGUUUUAUUCUUAAGAUUAAGGAGAAGAAAGUCUGCAAGAUCCGAAGUGAAAGAAACUAUCAUUCAAAACAAGGACUCCUCUCCGAUGGAAAUGAAAACUAAAGAAUCCUUACCAAAACCAACCAACAAUCAACGGAAUGAAAAUGUGAACAACGUGGACCCCCCUAUCAGUGAUGUCAUUGAAACUGUAAAGAGAGGUCGUCCAACAAACAAAACCAUCCCAGUGAAGAACCUACAGGCCAUCAUAGAUAAGAUGUCUUUGGGAGAGCAUGCUGGCUUCAAACAUGAAUAUCACGAAAUCCCAAGAGGCGAACUUCAUCCAUGUGAGGAAGCCAAGAAGCCCGAAAACAAACCGAAAAAUAGAUACACAACAACGUUUCCGUAUGACCAUUCUCGAGUUAUUUUGAAAACUACGUCCACAAACGAUGGAGGUUAUAUUAAUGCCAACUAUAUCGAAGAUGCAGGGGGAAAGCGGGCCUAUAUCGCAACUCAAGGUCCCAAACCAAAGACAAUAACUGAUUUCUGGAGAAUGGUUUGGCAAGAGGGUGUUUUCGUCAUUGUCUGUUUAACGAAUUUAAAGGAGGGUGCAAAGAACAAAUGUGCCCUAUACUGGCCAGGCAUCAACGAUAAAAUCCAGGAUGGAGACCUCAAUAUUAGAAACGUGGGAGAGAAAGAUUAUGCUAAUUGUACGAUAAGGCAGUUCAAAUUCUACAACGGCAAGAGAGACCGUGAGGUAGUGAUGUUUCAUUACACAAGAUGGCCGGACCAUGGAGUGCCAGAUCCACUCAGUCUCGUUAUCUUCCAUCGUCACGUGAUGACAACAUCCUCAUCAUAUUCCGGAGAAUACACAGUCGUACACUGCAGCGCAGGCAUUGGUAGAACGGGGACAUAUAUUGCUCUGGAUGCCCUCUAUCGGGAAGGUUGGAGGAAGGGUAGGAUUAACGUACCAAUGUACGUCAGAACCAUGAGGAAGGACAGAAUGAACAUGAUUCAGGGCGAAGACCAGUACAAAACUGUUUAUCUUGCAUUGUUUGAAUCCUUCCGUGGAAAAUCUAGAUGCUUGACAACAGAACAGUUUUUACAAGAAUGUGGAGAAGAAUCGUGUUAUGUGAAUGCUGGAGAUGUCACUAAGAAGUCCCCAAGGUCUUCUGAAUUUGAGGAGUUACUCUCACUUCGGAAGGAAUACUUACAGAAGGAUUAUGAGUCUGGACGUGCGAAUAUAACCGCCAACUACACCAACAGUGUUCUACCAGUGGAGAGAUUUAUGUGCCGUCUGUCCUACGCAAAGGAACGAAGUACAUAUUACAAUGCUGUUUUACAUCAGACUUUUACCGCUAACGACCUUCUCAUUAGCGCUCAGUAUCCACUGCCUGACUACUCAGAAGAUUUUCUGAAACUCGUGAAAGAUUUUGAUGCCCGUGUAGUGGUAUUCAUGUGUCCUUUGAAAGACCUUAAAUCUUCAUCCCGUUGGUUCCCAUCCAAAACUGACAACAAUAUGAUUGGAAACUUUACAGCGAGACUGAAAACAUCAACAAAUUCAGGCAAUGUCUCUACAACAAAGAUAAUUCUAGAAUCCAAAGGAAGUUCUGAGAUACAAAUAACAGUGCUAGAAUGUAACACCUGGAAUGAAACUGAAUCAGUUGUAAACAAGAGAGCCUUACUAGACAUGGUCAAAGAAGCAAAAAGUGAACAAACGAAGCAGGAUGGAAGAAUUCUUAUUUUGUCCAGCGACGGGGCCACGCGUUGUGGAUCAUUCUGUGUUGUCUAUAACGCUCUUGAGCAGAUCACCAUGGACAAAGAAGUGGACAUCUUCACCAUCACACGUCAGCUUCAAGUUCGCAGAACUGAGUUUCUGUCUACUUUGGAUGAAUACCAGCUGUGCCAUGAUGUUGUUACAGAAUAUUUGCAAAAUGACAGUGUGUACGCAAAUUGUUAAGAGGGCUUAUAGAUGAACUAUACAAUAUAUUCUUGUUCAUUUUUCGGAUAAAAGAAUUAUGAGGCUACGCAGUUUCAGUUUUUUAUACCAAGAGAUAGUUCAUUAAAUCCAACUCCUUCGCCUGUAUAGCUUACAGACGAAAUUAUCAACACAUUAUUUUAGUAAACUAGUAUUAAUGAUAUUAUGCGUGAUGCAUGCACAUAGUCUGAAUUUACUAGACUGUUGUUUAGAGAUAAAAUGUAUCUUCGUCAAGACAACUUAUUCAUGCUUAAAAGAAAUCACUAUGUGUUAAUCAAAACUGGAAACUGCUUUCAAUUUACUUUCAAUUUGUAUUUACAACUGAUAACGACUUUUAAAUGUUUUAAGUGAGUUACAUUUGAUUCUGAAUUUUAAUUAUUUAUUCAAGGUGUAGUAAGAAAUAGUUACACUGGUCAACAAUUGAAAUUUGUUAGUAGAACAAAAACUCAAAAACAUAGCAUUCCUGUUGCAAUCUCCUCAUUGGGUGUGAUUUAACAUGUCAAAUUUAAUUCCUUUUUGGAAUGUUUACAUGUUAUUAGUCUAUGUUUGAUAAAAACAAUUAAGAUUUGUAUGUUCCAAAAAGGAUUAGAUGCUUAGUCAUCUAUUAUUCUAUAUUUUGGAAGAAAAUAUUAUUGAACGCAAUGUUUCCCCACAUUUUUUUUUUCUUUAUAAAUUAUACUUAGAUAUGGCGGAAAGAUGUUUUUCAUAUAUCGAUGUGUAUAAAAGAUGUUGAAUCGAAAAUGUGAAAUUGAUCAUGACUGUGUUUUCUUAACCCUUUUCAAUGUAAACGUUAACAAUUCUGAGAAGGAUUACAUGAGCUGAUCUAGAAUAUUUUCCAAUGAGGGGAUAGUGACAGAGAAGCAUACCCCUUCCAAAAACUAAAGUGUACCAAUGUUUUGUCCGUUUAACGUGUCCAAAAAUGGGUUUUGCAGCCUCUACAGUCCCUCCAGAUCCGAUUAACAUUUUAAUCACUGCAUAUCAUGCAUUUUUAUUUUUUGUAUUUUUAAUUCUAAAUCAAAUAUGACAUUUAUCACCAUUGUAUUACUGAUAAUAGUCAAAAUAUAUUCCUAAUUUCACAUUAGGUCGCUGCCUGUAUCCCCUUAGGAUCUAGUACUGGAGAUGGGAUGAUAAUUAGAUAGUGAAUAAAUACUGUGGAAGUGUU